Pungitius pungitius (ninespine stickleback) is the source of this 2379-nucleotide messenger RNA. It is a transcript of the gene septin2, whose product is annotated as septin 2. Bases 34 to 1287 code for a protein of 417 amino acids. The transcript has 13 exons. Gene Ontology annotation, molecular function: molecular adaptor activity; GTPase activity; GTP binding. The record is from RefSeq and is a predicted model, not a curated record. Gene Ontology annotation, cellular component: microtubule cytoskeleton; septin ring; septin complex. Gene Ontology annotation, biological process: cytoskeleton-dependent cytokinesis; intracellular protein localization; regulation of exocytosis. NCBI's taxonomy places the organism in Eukaryota, Metazoa, Chordata, Actinopteri, Perciformes, Gasterosteidae.
GCCCUGCUGCUCUCGCAGUGCAUUGUGGUCUGUAUGCCAAAGGAAGCCGCUACACCGGAAUCUGAAGAAUUUGAGGUGUCCGCCAAGUCUACUGUUCAUCGCUGGCUAGUCUCUCUGCAUCCAAUACAUCUGUGCAGCACUUUCUUCGGUUUUCAAGGACAAAAAAUGUCUCAGGCCGACAAAAUAAAGCAGGGCCAGUUCACCAACCCUGAAACCCCAGGGUAUGUUGGAUUUGCCAACCUCCCUAAUCAGGUUCAUCGCAAAUCUGUAAAGAAAGGAUUUGAGUUUACGUUGAUGGUUGUAGGUGAAUCUGGACUUGGAAAAUCCACCCUGAUCAACAGCCUGUUUCUCACUGACCUUUACCCUGAGAGGGUCAUCCCUGGAGCGGCAGAAAAGAUAGAAAGGACUGUUCAGAUCGAGGCAUCAACGGUAGAAAUUGAGGAGCGAGGAGUGAAGCUCCGUCUUACUGUGGUCGACACGCCAGGAUAUGGAGACGCCAUCAAUAGCCAAGACUGUUUCAGCACCAUUAUCAGCUACAUCGAUGACCAGUUUGAGCGCUACCUCCAUGACGAGAGCGGUCUAAAUCGCAGGCACAUUGUCGACAAUAGAGUUCACUGCUGCUUCUAUUUUAUUUCCCCGCUUGGCCAUGGGCUGAAACCGCUGGAUGUUCAGUUUAUGAAGGCCAUUCACAAUAAGGUCAAUGUGGUUCCUGUCAUCGCCAAGGCAGACACGCUCACCCUCAGAGAGAGGGAGAGGCUCAAGCGCAGGAUUCUGGAUGAGAUUGAUGAACAUGGCAUCAAGAUUUACCACCUUCCUGAUGCGGAGUCUGAUGAGGAUGAGGACUUCAAAGAGCAAACCAAGAUCCUCAAGGCUAGCAUCCCGUUUGCAGUGGUGGGAUCCAACCAGCAGAUUGAGGCCAAAGGGAAGAAGGUGAGGGGCCGCCUGUACCCUUGGGGAGUGGUGGAGGUGGAGAAUCCUGAACACAACGAUUUCCUCAAGUUGCGGAUCAUGCUAAUAACCCACAUGCAGGAUCUACAGGAAGUGACCCAGGACCUCCACUACGAGAACUUCCGCUCGGAGCGCCUUAAACGGGGUGGCAGGUUGUCCUCCCAUGGUUACAUUCUGCCUCUUUCUCCUGCAAAUGGACCGGAGCCGGAGGAAAUGGACAAGGAUAUGAUCCUGCAGGAGAAGGAGGCUGAGUUGAGACGAAUGCAGGAGAUGAUUACCAAGAUGCAGGCCCAGAUGCAGAAGCAGGGAGACGGAGAUGGAGACGGCCCCAAUGUGUGAAAAGAUGUUGGCUUUUUAGCCACUGCGCCGCGGCUCGAGUUUGACGGAGGAUGGCAGAGAACGCCUAAGCAAGUUAUUGACUUGUACUGCUUGCCACUAUUUUUAGUCUAAUCCUACACAGAGCUGGAUUCUUUAAAAAAAGAAAUAUAUAUAUAUAUACAUACAGUGAAGUAUAUUCAAACAGUAUUACAUUUAUAUAUUUUCACACGGUUCUAUUCCCUUUAUUUUUUUUCCUUUGCAAGUUACUGAAAUGAAGUCACAGAUCUUUUUAAAGUGGUGGCCUUUGAUACAAAUUUAUAUUUCCUUUUUUUCCCAUUUAGAAAAGUACUGCUGCUUGUAAUUCUAAAACAUCUCUCUAAGCAUGCGCUAACUUUGCUCUGUGAAGGAGCCCACCAUUGUUUUCUUGAUCUUCUUUAAGUGAAGGGAUAUUCAUCUGGUUCAUCUGUGACCACGCAAGCCUCCCAAUGAAUAGGCUCCAUUUGCUCAGUGUCAAUCAUUUUACCCACCUCAUCCGCAUGCAGCUCUCAACCCCGUCUGGUCAAAUCUGUGAAUUUUCUCUCUAGUGCUCCAGUGUUAUGAUGGGCGUCUCCCUUUACUUAGGACUUAUCUUAUUUCACAAUUAGGGAGGUUCCUUAGAUCAGGGUCGAAGUGAAAUGGUAUUCAAGUGUUGUUAACCUCCUUUUUGACUUUGAUAUGAAUUAGAUGAGCUGUGACCCCUGACCUCUUAGUCUUGAAGACCUAAACAAAGGAGGUGUGAUGCCUCUGUUUAAUUAAAGGUAAUCUCCAUGUUUCAUCCAUACUGUAAAGUGAAGUCAUGUGCCAGAGAGCUUUAACUGUAUGCUUUCUUUUUUGACGCAGUGAGAUUUGUGGUAGAAACCUUUAGCUGUCCCAACUGCUGUUUACUUUGUGGUUUCCAUGACCACAGAGAUUGAAGUGACCCAAUCCGGUCGUUGUAGCCAACGUUUCCCUCACCAGCCGAGAUGUGAGUUCUUGACAUUCCUCUUUGUGUUGUUUUUUUUAUCCAAUAUUAAAGCACCCAAUAGUUCUUGAUGCAUAUUGUUAUACGUUUUAUUAAACUUUUAUAAAUCCUGA